Molecule: messenger RNA, 867 nt
Organism: Pochonia chlamydosporia 170
Lineage: Eukaryota; Fungi; Ascomycota; Sordariomycetes; Hypocreales; Clavicipitaceae
Product: l-2-amino-thiazoline-4-carboxylic acid hydrolase domain-containing protein
Exons: 1
Coding region: 1-867 (288 amino acids)
Source: RefSeq, a predicted model, not a curated record
AUGGAAUUCGCGGUACCGAUACGGCGCGCGUUGUUGAAUGGCCUCCGCUCGUCGACGAGAAGAGCGCCACAACCAGGAGCCAUUGGCAAUCAUCACCGUCUUUUCAGGCGUUCAUUUGCCGGUACUGCCAACUCGUAUCACGCUUCGGCAAGUGCCAGCAAAGAAGGAAGCAGUCAAGAAAAACCAUUCAACUUUGAAGAAUAUUUUCUUGAUAGCGUCGCCGCGGCCUGCGACGAAACUGCAGCUUUUCAUCUCUCUCCCCGCCAAAGAGAUGGGAUGAGCAAAGAAGCCAGGGGACUUAUAACGCAGCUCUCAACAGCUUCUGAUCCACCCGGCCGGGUCGAAAACAUACAAUUCACAGCAUACAUGGUAGCUCCUUAUCGUAUUUUGAAGCAGGAAGGCUUACCCGUUUCACAAAUCCGCGAGAUACUUGAAGUCGCGACCAAAACAUCGGCAUCGUUCGUGUCCGACGCGAUACGGCAGCAGCUUGAUUCAUCUCCAGACCCUUUCAAACACUUGACUGAUGUGUCGCGGGGCAAGGAGGCGACUCUCUACGCGCCGCCCGAUUUUAAGCUCAAGCAUCCUAUCGAUACCAAGGAUAUAUAUCACGUUGAAAUUCACCAAUGUUGGUAUAUGAAGGCAUUGAAGAAGUUGGAUGCCACUGAAAUUGGUAGUACAUUCUGCGCGUUUGAUAGGACGUGGUAUGAUCAGAUUGAUCCGAGUCGGCAUCGGGUUCGGUUCGCUCGCCCGACGACAAUUGCGGAUGGGAGUGAUAGGUGUAGGUUUAAUUUUGACCGGGUGCCAAGGGAGGAAGAAGGACGAGAAAGAAAGGCUGCAGAGUUGCAUGAAAGGGAAGGUUCGACAUGA